Chelonus insularis is the source of this 1140-nucleotide messenger RNA. RefSeq lists its product as uncharacterized. Gene Ontology annotation, molecular function: N-acetylmuramoyl-L-alanine amidase activity; zinc ion binding. Lineage: Eukaryota; Metazoa; Arthropoda; Insecta; Hymenoptera; Braconidae. The transcript has 4 exons. The record is from RefSeq and is a predicted model, not a curated record. The coding region runs from base 23 to 961 and encodes 312 amino acids. Gene Ontology annotation, biological process: peptidoglycan catabolic process.
AUUGACGUUCCUGGAAUAAAGAAUGUUUUUCUGUUUAAUAAAUGUUCAUAAUUUAAUUUUUUUUGUUGCUAAAAAAAUGGAACAUCUGUAUAAACAUAAAAAAAUGGAAAUAUUGGUGCCACACACUUCACUAAGACGUAUAACAAUGUAUAGACAUAUAUGGAAUGCUCAGGAAGAAACAAGACCACUAUCACGUUUCCAUUUACCAAUAAAAUAUUAUCAUACUACGAUACAUGAAACAAAUGCAUGUAAUUCAACAGAAAAAUGUUGUUUAGCAGUUAAAAAAAUACAGGAAGACCAAAUGACUAAGGAGGGUUUACCUGAUAUAGCAUAUAAUUUUUUAGUUGAUGGCCUAGGUAAUGUUUAUGAAGGUACUGGAUGGUACACACAAACAAUUCCACAUGGAAAAGAAUAUUUAUCUAUUUGCCUUUUUGGUAUUAGUGAUUAUAAAAAUCCACCAAAAAAAUUUGUGGAUGGAUUGCAAAGUAUUUUAGAAUUUGGAAAAGAAAUAGGAUAUUUAUCAUCAACUGUCCAACCUUUAUUAAAUUUAAACAAAACGACUGAAAAUAUCAUGAAUACGAAAAAGCAUCAAGAUUGGGAAGAAAAAUUCUUUAAGACAACAGAUGACUUGAAUGAAGAUAAAAUAGAAUCCUCAAAAGUAACACCCGAUGUGGAUUGGUCUCAAAUAUUUCCAAAUCGCGGUAACAAGACAGCAUUUGAUACAAUAGUGUCAGAUAAGAAAGUAAUUGUUGAAAAAUCAAAUUGGAGUAAAGUAUUUAGAGAUCAGGACCAAGUUACUUCAUUAGAUUGGUUUAGUUUAAUAAGAAAUAAUGAAAUUCGAGACUUUAAUUGGAGUGAAAUAUUUGAUAAUGAUGAGGUUAAUACGUCAAAUAUACAAUCGUUUUUUCGAAGUAGACGAUCGCGAGUAAAUAGUAAAUUAAGUCAUAAUAAUAAUUGGUGACAACAAUGACAUUUUAUUGCUAGCAUAAAAAUUAACUCAUUAAAAGAUUUUCAUUUACUUACUUGAUUUAUAAGAACUCUUGAACAUAAUUGUAUAUUUUUACGUAAGGAUCGUAUCAUGAAUAAAGACAUCUUAUCUUAUUUAUUUAAUACUUUGUCCGAGAAUUGUAAAUUUUUAUA